Molecule: messenger RNA, 1584 nt
Organism: Caenorhabditis remanei
Lineage: Eukaryota; Metazoa; Nematoda; Chromadorea; Rhabditida; Rhabditidae
Exons: 10
Coding region: 1-1584 (527 amino acids)
Source: RefSeq, a predicted model, not a curated record
AUGAAUGUACCCAGCGAAGAUUUUAUUGAACAACUGAUGGAAUUCAGAGAACGAAAUGGAAGUUUCGAUGAUUUCCGGUUUAUGUGCAAACAAGAAAUGCGAGAAAACCUCGUUAAUAACUAUUUCCCGUACAAUAAGCUGAUCGCGAGAGCACUUUUCAAAAAUCAACACAUUAUGUUCAUCGGAGAUUCGUUGAUUCGAGCAAUGUACAAAGACUUUUUGGCUCUUCUUCAGACUGGAGACCUUUGCACUGUUCAAGAUCUGCGCGUCAGCAAUGAAGACUCGAUUUUCGGUGAUAAACAUAUUGAUUUCCUCGAGCUUGAGGCGAAUCGAGUUUUCCGACAAGCCAGAGAAUUUCAGUCAAAUCAACAUCUCAUUCAGUACUUUUUCACGAAUCGAGCGAUGCGAGAAGACCUAGAGAAAACGUGUUUGAUGAUUGAGGCGACUGAUGAAAGACCGGAUAUAGUUGUGAUGAACUCGGCGAUUUGGGAUAUUUCUCGGUUUCCAGCGAGGCUUUCGCAACGAUGGACAUCACAAAGUAUGGACAAUUUGGAAGAAGAAAUUAACGUAGCGGAAGAUUAUUAUAACCGGAUCGCCAUGUUUUGCAGACGAAUGAGAGUUCUAUUGCCGCCGACUUCAACCGUUGUCUGGGUACUGAUGCCCCCAUCAUCCACUCCAGAAAGCAAUGUUAGCGGUGGAUUCUUAGCUAACAAUCAUCUAAAAUUCUAUGAAAUUCGCGCCAGAUUAUUGGAAGCAAACGUUCGAGCAGCACAGAUUGUCCGAGAAGCCGGUUUCGAUGUGCUCGAUUUAUCAUUUCAUUUUCGGCUUUCCAAUUUUCAAGCGUUUCGGAUCAAAGACGGAGUUCAUUUCAAUAAUAUCGCCACACGCUUCAUGAAUCAAUUAUUAAUCGGCCAUAUCGCCGAUGCUUGGGGAAUCGAUAUUAGGAGGAAAUGGCCACAGAAACUAAUUGAUAAAACGCUCAUCAAAUCCCAACUAUUCAACGUUGCUCUCGAUUUCCUUCAAGAUAGCAACAAAUGGAAGCAUAGGAACGAAGUUGUUCAUCAACAUCUUCGUACACUUGCCUUCGAAAAUGUCAAGUUGCCAGAUGCUGCCGGAAAUCCGGGCACUAUGACAAUGCAACAACUGAAUGAAAAUAUGAGAGUUUUGCUAAUGUUUAUGAAAUUUCAAGCGAGAAGUCAAUCAGAUGCUGAAAGGAAUGCGAAAGCUUUCGCCGGUCAAAUUCCAGAAGAACUUUCGAGAUUUUCACAAGAAGAUUUGGUACAAAUAGGGAAAAUGAUCAAAGAGAUGUGUCAUGAAUGGAAAGGUAAAUUACCAUGCGUUCGUCUGGCAACGACCAACAAGCGAGUACAUGAAAUUGGAGCGAGAAGAGUUCUGUUCGAUACACCUCCAUCGGCUCCACCCGGUAUAAACUCCAUUCCAGUCCCGCCGGUUGUUGAGGUUGAAGGAUCAUCAGUGAAUAUAACUCCAUCGAGUGAUGGUAGUUCACCGAGUGGAGUCCCGAAUAAAAUUCUCCCUCCACAUGUACCGAAAAAGAAGCGACGAGUCUCGGAGAGUAGACAAUAA